GAGAUGUUUCUUCUCCUCGGAUCAUCUGAGCUCAGUAGAUGUGAUGAAGAUGCAGCAGCUUCACAUUCAAACGCUUUUUAACGUCACUGCGACCAAGAACCACAGCCGCCGCUCACACUUCCGGUGCAACGAGCUAGCUUGUAGCCUGAGCUAACGUUAGCUGUCAGAUUUGUCAACAAGCCGAUGUCUCGUCUCUCCACGAGCACCGGUGCAGAUCGAUCCGGUUCCCGUCCGCCUCAGGCCGCCAUGUCUCGCGCCCGCCAGCCCCCGCUGGUCACCGGCAUCUCGCCCAAAGAGGGCACCGCCUGGACCAAAGUCACCAUCCGUGGAGAGAACCUCGGCACGGGCCCGGCUGACCUCAUAGGUCUGUCGAUCUGCGGCCAUAACUGCCUGCUGACAGCCGAGUGGAUGUCAGCCAGCAAGAUAGUGUGCCGCGUGGGCCCCGCCAAAGACGACAAGGGAGAGAUCAUCGUCACCACCAAGUCGGCAGGUCUCGGCACCUCCACCGUCUCGUUCAAGCUGUUCAGGCAGGAGCGGAUCGGUAUCCUGGAGCAGUCCGCUGUGUGGGUGGAUGAGAUGAACUACUACGACAUGAGGACCGACCGCAACAAAGGCAUCUCCCCCCUCUCCCUGCGACCCAGCAAUCCACUGGGCAUCGACAUAGACAAGGGCAAAAUCCCUCAGAGUGACAUGGAGAUGACGUUCCCAGGAAUGAGUGGAGACUUCACCAGUGAGAACUUCUCUGCCACCUGGUACCUCAUGGAAAACCAUUCAGGAUCCAGUUUCGAGCACUUGAAGUCUGCAGCCAGUAACCUGAAGAAGCAGGCCACUAAGAAGAACGAGGGGAGCCUGGCCUAUGUGAAGGGCGGCCUCAGUACGUUCUUCGAGGCCCAGGACGCUCUAGCAGCGAUCCACCAGCGACUUGAGUCCGAUGGCACAGAGAGGGUGGAGGGAUCAAUGACCCAACGACUGGAAAACAUCCUCAACAGAGCGAGUGAUACAGCCGAUACUCUUUUCCAGGAGGUCUUGGGGAGGAAGGACAAGGCUGACUCCACACGCAAUGCACUCAACGUGCUGCAGCGUUUCAAGUUUCUCUUCAACUUGCCACUCAACAUAGAACGCAAUAUCCAAAAGGGAGAUUAUGACGUGGUGAUCAAUGACUAUGAAAAAGCCAAAUCUCUGUUUGACAACGCUGAGGUCCCUGUUUUCAAAAAAGUUUACGCUGAAGUGGAGACGAGGAUCUGCUCUCUGAGAAGUCUCUUGUUGGAGAAGCUGUUGCAGACGCCGUCGACGUUGCACGACCAGAAGCGAUACAUCAGGUACCUGUCCGACCUGCACGCCCCUGGUGACCCGGCGUGGCAGUGCAUCUACGCUCAGCACAAGUGGAUCCUGCAGCUGAUGCAAAACUGCAGGGAUGAGUUUAUCAGUGGCCAGAGAGUGGGUGUUGGACUUCUGGACCUGGAGGGGGAUUCCCGCCCGCUGGCGCUCGGCCGGCUCGGCCACACCGCGUCUUUGAAGAGAGGGGGCAGCCUGCGAACGCCACGACCCAGCACCUGGCGCUCCGAAACACCUCAGCAGGUGCAGUUUGUUGAGAAGCUGUCGGACGUGGUGAUUGGUCAGCUGCCGAACUUCUGGAAGCUCUGGAUCUCUUAUGUCAAUGGGAGUCUGUUUAGUGAGACUGGAGAGAAAUCUGGGCAGGUGGAAAAGUCCAAGAAGAACGCCAGACAGAGACAGAAUGACUUUAAAAAAAUGAUUGAGGAGGUCACCAAUCGGCUGGUGAAGCUUAUCCGAGGGGCUCUCCUCCCCACCACCCUGCCGCAGGGGGAGCUGAACCUCUACGGAGGCUGGGAGAACAAGACGGAGCUCACUGGAGCCUGGCUCACACAAAUCAUUCACACCGUCAGGAGUUGUCAUGACGCUCUGUCUGCGAUGGAGAUCCCAAACGAUCUGCUGCAGGUGAUCCAGGAUCUGCUGCUGGAGCUGAGAGUCCACUGCCUCAUGGUGUCUCUGCUGCACACAACAGAAGACGUGAAGCGUCUCGCUGAGAAGGAGGACUGGGUUGUGGAUAACGAGGGAAUCACCAGCUUGCCGUCACAGUUUGAACAGUGCACGGUCCUGAUGCUGCAGUCGCUCAGAGAGCCGCUGGAAGUCAAACCAGGAGAGAUCAAUGUGUUGCAGUUGGACCAGGUCCAGGAUCAGGUCACAGAGCUCAGUGUGAGCAUCAUGAAGGUUUUCAUCAACUGCUUGGACCAGCUGAGCACAAAGACAGACGGAGACAUCGAUGCAUCUCACAACAUCGCAGUGGACCUGUCCUCUCCAGAUCGGUUUACCGCCGUUCAAGAGGGCUUCUGUCCAACAUCUGAGCAGCGCCUGCUGAUCAUCCUCAGUAACUGUCAGUACCUGGAGAGACGCACCUUCCUGAACCUGGCCGAUCACUUCGAGAAACACGGCUUUACGGGGACGGAGAAAAUCACACGGGUGAGUGUGGACGCUGUGCGAGAGCUGGACAGGAAGCUGUUCGAAGCCUACAUUGAGCGACGGGCCGACCCGAUCGCUGGCUCCCUGGAGCCCGGCAUCUGCGCUGGAUACUUUGACUGGAGAGACUGUCAAACACCUACAGGUGUCAGGAACUACCUGAAGGAAGCUCUGGUGAACAUCAUCACGGUGCACGCUGAGGUCUUCACGGUCUCCAAGGAUCUGGUUCCUCGGGUUAUAUCGAAGAUUGUUGAGUCAGUUGCGGACGAGAUGAGUCGUCUUAUGCAAUGCGUGUCCUUGUUCAGUAAAAACGGAGCCCUGCAGGCUCGUCUUGAGAUCUGCACUCUGAGAGACGCCAUCGUUGGGUACCUCAACUCUGAGAGCAACCAAAGCUUCAAUCUGGCUUUAGACGCCCUGCCGCAGCUACAGAGCGGAGCCGAUACCAAGCUUCUGGAGCAGCUGAUGGACAAGUUCACGAGCAGCAUGCAGCUGCAGCUCACCUGCUUCCACCCGUCGUCUGUGCAGCCUGUGAAGAGAUGAACCGCCUCUUAUCUGAAUCAUCGAAUGAACGUCUCUCUUAUCACCGUGUUCACUCAUCUCCUCUCUUCUCAGAAUCACUUUCUGCUUCACCUGAUUGAACCCUAAUGUUUAAACUUAUUACUAAUUUCACUGUUACUGUGCCGGACAGUCCCAGAUGAGCUGGUUAUGCUAAUGACGCUAAUGUGCCGUGUUUGACAGUCGGGACCACCGUCUGAGCUCGGAGGUGAACGUCUGUCCCGAACAUUCAAAGAAGCCGUUGAAGCUUUGUCCUGUGACAUUUCAGCCGCCCAAUAAAGUGAAACAACUUCAUGUUAAAA
Hippoglossus stenolepis (Pacific halibut) is the source of this 3332-nucleotide messenger RNA. It is a transcript of the gene exoc2, whose product is annotated as exocyst complex component 2. The record is from RefSeq and is a predicted model, not a curated record. The transcript has 28 exons. NCBI's taxonomy places the organism in Eukaryota, Metazoa, Chordata, Actinopteri, Pleuronectiformes, Pleuronectidae. The coding region runs from base 184 to 3015 and encodes 943 amino acids. Gene Ontology annotation, cellular component: exocyst. Gene Ontology annotation, biological process: exocytosis; Golgi to plasma membrane transport.